AUGGCACCACAGACCAACAGCAACAACUCCAUCGCCUUCGUCUCGAAGACCCAGCACUACUUGAAGGUGAAGAAGCCUCUGCUGGAGCGGCAGCGACGGGCCCGCAUGAACAAGUGCCUGGAUACGCUGAAGACCCUGGUGGCCGAGUUCCAGGGCGACGAUGCCAUCCUGCGGAUGGACAAGGCCGAGAUGCUGGAGGCGGCACUCGUCUUCAUGCGCAAACAGGUCGUCAAGCAGCAGGCGCCGGUCUCCCCACUGCCCAUGGAUAGUUUCAAGAACGGCUACAUGAACGCCGUCAGCGAGAUCUCCCGCGUGAUGGCCUGCACCCCGGCCAUGAGCGUGGAUGUGGGCAAGACGGUGAUGACGCACCUGGGAGUGGAGUUCCAGCGCAUGCUGCAGGCCGACCAGGCCCAGACUUCAGUCCAAUCAGCGGCCCCACGCCCACUCAGCCCCGCCUCCUCGGGCUAUCACAGCGAUAACGAGGACUCCGAGUCCGCCGCCAGCCCCAAGCCAGCCCAAGAAACCAUGUGGCGCCCUUGGUAGAUCAUCAUCAACCAGAUAAGCAACGACAUCGUACCCCGUCUUCCAUCUGCUAAAUCAUCAUUAGCAAAUCACCAUCGACAUCGAAUCCUGUCUUCCAUUAGCAACUCCUGCUAAAACGAAUCAUGUCUUCCAAUUGAAUCGUUAACACUGUGAUAACAGCUUUACCUAGAUCAUAAGACGAACUCAAGCUUUACUAGUUCAUUAAGAUUUAGACUUUAAGAAAACACCACCACAGCUUUAAUAGUUUUAAAAUAAAAAACAUAAAAAACUAAA
This is a messenger RNA of Drosophila subpulchrella, 816 nucleotides long. RefSeq names its product enhancer of split m5 protein (gene E(spl)m5-HLH). The transcript has a single exon. Gene Ontology annotation, cellular component: nucleus. Gene Ontology annotation, molecular function: DNA-binding transcription factor activity, RNA polymerase II-specific; RNA polymerase II cis-regulatory region sequence-specific DNA binding; protein dimerization activity. The coding region runs from base 1 to 543 and encodes 180 amino acids. Gene Ontology annotation, biological process: regulation of transcription by RNA polymerase II; anterior/posterior pattern specification; regulation of neurogenesis. Lineage: Eukaryota; Metazoa; Arthropoda; Insecta; Diptera; Drosophilidae. The record is from RefSeq and is a predicted model, not a curated record.